Messenger RNA from Amorphotheca resinae ATCC 22711, 1056 nucleotides. RefSeq lists its product as hypothetical. The transcript has 4 exons. The record is from RefSeq and is a predicted model, not a curated record. NCBI's taxonomy places the organism in Eukaryota, Fungi, Ascomycota, Leotiomycetes, Helotiales, Amorphothecaceae. Bases 476 to 859 code for a protein of 127 amino acids.
UACGCCGAUAUCUCAUAAUCACAACCCGGCUUUAUGCGGAAUUACCAGCACAUGCCAACUAGCGUGCCCCUGGCCGCCUGAGCCCUUCCACUACUCCAUCCAGUCUCCCAGGACCCGCGACGCAGAGAGGGGACGGGUCUUUGCACCGGACGCCGCUGAAUGGCCCAUCCAAAGCGCCUAGGAAGCUUUACGCUGCCAGUAGUAGUGUGUGAUUGUGACGGAGGGAGUAACUAAUAUCAGGCCAGCAAGGUACCGUACUGUAGUAAGGUUAAAGUGUCAGAGAACCUCGUGACUGGUGGCUGUUGAGUCCCGCGGGGCCUCUCGUGUUGGAUAAAUACCCCUCGUUUCUGCCCCUCGCUCUGCCCUCUCCCUCCCCCUCUCUCUCUCUUCCCUUCACAUCGCCCUCCACCAUCUCGCAAUUUCACAUCAAUCUUCCAAUCUACUCUCAUCAUCCAAGAAAACUAAAUCAGUCACCAUGGGUUUCUGGGACGACUCUCAAGAUGCUUACGGCCAGGUCCAGAACUACGACAACCAAUCCAGCCUCGGCCACGAGAUUCUAGCUGGUGCCGCGUCCUUCGGUGCCUUCAAGAUGUUCGAGGACCACCAGCGCAAGGAGGGAAAGCCCGUCUCCCACCAAUUCGCCAAGGAGCUCCUUGCCGGAUUCGCCGGUGCUGAGGUCGACAAGUUGGCCGAGACCAAGGGAAUGGACUUCAUCGACCGUGAGAAGGCCAAGUACCAUGCCAAGCAACAGGUCGAGGGCAUGUACGAUGAGCACUACGUUGACGGCCACGGUGCUGACCAAUACGACCCCAACCAGUACGAUGCCCCCGUACAGAUCAACAACUACAACGGAUACUAGGUGUUAGUCUGUGGUUGUCAAAACGCCCCGUACUGCGGAUGAUUCAGGGCGGGUGUUUCGGUUGCUAAGGAUUACUUCACUGCGUGCGGUGAGCUCGCGCGUUGCCUCGAUGGGGUUUCUACGUUGGACUUGAUGACUUGACGAGAAAACAAGAAUAAAUACCAAAAAAAAAGGGAAACGAAAGACCCUCGACCUCU